ACCAAUUUAAUUACGAUCAAACUGUAGACCAGUUUCACCCCUGACUAUUAUCGCCUUCCCCACGUCUAAGCGUUGUCACAACAGGGAUCGUAUUCAGCCAGCAAUCGCUGUUAGACCCAACCCAACAAUAGACUUUAUAUUUCCACCAGCUUCAUCCUUAAUACGGCCCAAUUAUACUUUCACAGUCUUACCGAAGUUUACACACAUUCUAAGACACAGCCAUCUAACAGCCGUUACCCAUGACAUUGUCGUUAUCUCCCACACAGGAGCACUUCCUCAAGAAGGAGCUUGUGUCACAGCAACUCGCGCACGAGUUUCGUUUGCUCAGCAGCCCAGACGGGCUCCAGAGAUUUGGAUACCCUUUUUCCACUGAAAAGGCGACGUCUGACGCGUUUCCGCUUCUCCGUUUCUUCUUCGACAACUUUGUCUUAACCUUUCCGUUUCUUUCUCACAACACGGCGUUCUGGGAGGCAAAGGUGCAGCCAUUCUAUGAAACCUUCUCAGCCAAGAAAAUUUCGUCGUCGGAGGAUCGCGGGGAGUUGUCAAAACGGCGUCAGGUCACCAACAAGAUGGCCAGCGGGAUUCUCCUCUUCUUUGUUUCUUCCAUCGCCACCAAGUCCGACACCGAGUACUUUCUUACCAGUGUGCCGAACAUGGACGCGGUGCAGAAGGUUACUAAGCGCGAUGUGGUGCUUAUUCUGCCAGAUGAAGUGGAUGAUAUGCUUACCCUCACCGCCCCAUCCACCGGGUUUGCCUUGAACAUUGCGGGUGUGCGGAGGGUCGAUGAUAAGAAAGGUUGGUUUCUGCUGGCUCCAGCGUACGAGUUUAUAGUUCAGGUUACCGACAGUGAGCAUGCUCCGUAUAUCGUGUACAGACGAUAUUCGGAGUUUCUCCGGCUAGAUAAGGCCUUACGGGCACAGUUUCCGGGGAAGCUGUUACCCGCGUUUCCCGAUAAGACCAAGAUGGAGGGGCGGAUCGCGGAAUCUGAGUCAGUGGAAACCUCACCAAAAGGAAAGAGCUCAAUGGAGUCGUAUGAUUCAUUUGCGUCGGCUUUGCUGGAUUCAGAGUUGAAACAACAAGACAAUGAGUCGUCAAGCUUACAAAAUGAACCGUUGUUAAGGACUCAGAACGCGCAAACCCUAAAGAAGCCUAUCUUCAACUUGAUGCCUCCUGUGCCGUUAAAAACCCUUGCCCGAAAGCUCUCAAAUCCAAGGUUGAGUCCACCGUCUCCAACAUCCAGCCAUUUAUCCCCGCCUAAAACCUCAACUCGCAAAUUGCCAAAUAUAGAGCGGAAACUGUCGCCUGAGAACGCCAUCUCGGUUCCCCGGGAGUAUCUCCGUCUUCUGUUGCGCGGAUAUAUGAAGCUGCUACUCCAAAACCCCGAGGUUGCCAGCUCUCCCAUCUUGGCCAGCUUCUUGGCUCCGACCGCUUCUGAUACUCCACCAUCGCCCUUGGAAUGGCGUGAUAUUGCUACGCGCACUCAAUUGGACAAAGCGCGCAUUCUCAACCAGAUGGAGUUCCAGAAACAAGCUCAGUUGCGCGCUCUCAGCUUGAGGGAAAAUAUUGAUGGGCUCAAGUCGUCGCUACUUCACGAUCUGAACGGUCUCCACCGGCUCUUUAGUGAGUUCGGUACCGCCACUUCCGUUGCAGAUUUGCGCACCUCCUACUUGCGCUCCUUCAUAGAGUUGAUGAAGAUCGAAAUAGCGCUGACAAUCUACGAGAUGUUCUUGGGACAGGACAUGUCGCGCGAGUGGUUUAAAAGCAUCAAGAAGAUCCAUGGCUUCUUCCCGUACACGGUAUUGUCCGGAAUCUUACGCAUAACCAAUCCCAUGAAGCUCAUGAAGGCGAUGAUGGACUUGUUUUUGAGCACCAGCGUGAUCCCCUUUAGCGGAAAGUCCCUCAUGCAAAUGUGUUUCAGCUCAAUGUUGAACGACGAUUUGCGGUUGCAGCAAAGCGAAAUCGCUGCCUUGUCUGAAAACAUCACCACGUCCCAGACCUGGAAACACGUAUCUGGCGAGGAUAUCGUGCAAAAGCUCAGAGCGUACGUAUGGGAGCCGUCUGAGGAGACUAUUGUCAAGAUCAAGGCGAGAAUAGAGCUGGAUGGGCAUGACUUGGUGGUUGGCAUUUUGUGCACCCAUGGGUAUCUCACCAACGACGUCAUCAUCGCUGACGAUACAUUGAAACAGGUGGAAAAGAGUUUUGAGGCAUAUCAAAGGGUUUACAAAACCACAGAUGGAGCCCACGACGACAUUGAGCUCUACUCAAAUAUCAAAUCUCUCUUCCAUUUACUCUUGCGCCAGCGAGAUAAGGAGUUGAUGAAGGAGGUGUGGGACGAGCCGUAUUUAAUCUCCCUCAUUAAGGAGAUCUUCACGCAGUUCUUCACUCCCAUGGUGGAGGUAUUCAAAUUGGCCAACUUGCCCCUUGCUCUUAAAGAUUUCCAGGCUUUCAUGGCCGAUUUAAUCGCUACGGUAGACCGGCUUUAUGAAAUCAUGUACGAGCUCUCCCCCAGCUUGUUAUUGAAGGAGGUGAUGGGUGUGUUAGAGAGACACCAGGACAAGAUGAUGCGGUUUUUCAACGAAACAUACCUCAAGGAUACAGACGGGUUUUUUGAGGGGAUUAUUGAUUGGUUGGAAAAAUUUCUCCGGACGUUGAGGUUUAAGUUCAGUCACCCCCAGGACUUGCUUGACUUGGAUUGUCUAGUGGCUGGGGACGCGAAGGUUGUCAAGGAUGUGGAUGCCAUUGUAGCGCUGACACUUUCCAAGAGACUUAUCUACAGCGAGAUUCUUAAGGAACUGUUGCAAACCACAGCCACAGAUUAUGACGAUAGGAUCAAACAGGCGUGGGACCAAAUCAACGAUUUUUCGGGAAUAGGGUCUUACAACGAGUUCGGAGUUCAUGAAGGCGACUUGGUCGAUUUGGACAUGCACACAGGGGAGUUUAAAGAUAUCGCAAACGCAGAUACUGUUCGAGAGAAAUUGGAUAAGUUGUUAGCAGAGCCAGGUCACAGCUGCCACGAGAUUGAGCGUUUGCGUCCGGGAUUUGCUGCCAUGGUGACCGGGUUGUUGCGCAAGAUUGAGACGCAGUAAAAUGUU
Molecule: messenger RNA, 3092 nt
Organism: Babjeviella inositovora NRRL Y-12698
Lineage: Eukaryota; Fungi; Ascomycota; Pichiomycetes; Serinales
Exons: 1
Coding region: 240-3086 (948 amino acids)
Molecular function (GO): phosphatidylinositol binding
Source: RefSeq, a predicted model, not a curated record